Diaporthe citri is the source of this 2556-nucleotide messenger RNA. RefSeq lists its product as uncharacterized. NCBI's taxonomy places the organism in Eukaryota, Fungi, Ascomycota, Sordariomycetes, Diaporthales, Diaporthaceae. The transcript has a single exon. The record is from RefSeq and is a predicted model, not a curated record. Bases 1 to 2556 code for a protein of 851 amino acids.
AUGAGCAAAUGCAGCGUAUGCGAUGUGGACGAUGUUCGGCCGUCCAACCCGAGGCUCUGCGAGGACUGCCAGGACUGGGAUGAUCUCCAGCACGUCUCAUCGUGCGGCGAAAAACAAGACAAGUUUGCACACCUCAAUCCGGUGCUCUUCUGCUACAAGCACAACCCUUGGUGGCCUCCGAUGCAGAAGAACAACUAUUCACACCCAAAGGACAUGAAAUUUCGCCAGCUCGAGGACUUCACGGAAAGCGGGGGAUGUAUGAUCUGCGAGGCUGUCCGAGACGCACUAAAGGCACAUAUAACGGCAGACACGAAAGCAAAGAUUGCAGUCUGGAAACCGUUCGUGUACGACCCUUGCGAAGACCACCGCACGGUAUCUGAGGAGGUGGCGGUCCAGCAGGGAAUGCUUCCCACCUCGCAAAAGUGCGUUCUAGCUGUGGUUAUCGCGACUUCACCUCAGGAAGAAAUAGACUGGUCUUUCAAGCCGCGAAUGAUUCAGCUCGAUCUUCGUUACGAGAAGUGGUGCCAAACAUUGUCGGCUGCAUCCAUCUGGGACAGGAGGAAGAUGAAUUACGUACAGGUCAAGCGAUGGCUUAGUCGAUGCACCAAUGAUCACGGACCCGACUGCAACGCUUUGCGGACACCGACGUCGAUCACCCUCCCACCAUCAUUCCGGCUUGUGGACACGACUGAAUGGUGUGUGGUGACCAUGCCCGAUCCAGACGACUACGUCGCUUUGAGCUACGUCUGGGCUCUGGCUUCCAACUCGGCGGACAAACAGAAGUUGCAACUCCAGCGGGAUAAUGCGCAAGAAAUGGAAAGGCCAGGGGGGCUGAAACGUGAGGCGCUUCCAGAAGUCAUUGUCGAUGCCAUACAGCUGUGCGCGGAACUCGGACAGCGGUACUUAUGGAUCGACAGGUUGUGCAUUGUACAAGACGACUUGGAUACCAAGGCCGAGCAACUCGACGCCAUGGGAGUCAUCUAUCACCGGGCUUUCCUCACAAUCGUGGCGCUAGGUGAUGGUGUCACACGGGGGCUGCCCGGCGUCUCCUCUCGGCCUAGGCAAAACAGCUACGAAAAUCAUUCCUGGGACCUCCUGGCGACGAUGCGCAACCCGAUGGGAGAGGCUCGCAUACCAUGGGUCGAGCUGGCGGUCCAGAAUUCAAAAUGGAACGAUCGAGCCUGGACAUUCCAGGAGAGGUUCCUCUCCAGAAGACGCUUGUUCUUUGAUGAAGGUCAAGUGUACGGCAACUGCUGCAAAGAGAGGUGGUCUGAUAACACGAAUGGAUACAGAGAGGAAGACUGGAUGAGGACUGCAUACUGGCAAGCUGAAGGGUUGAACGACACUUUCGUGGACGAGGAGAAAGACUCUCUUGCUGUUUGCAUUGGUCCGCUGCAACAGUACACCCCGCGCUCUCUCACCUUCCAAGAGGACAUCCUCAACGCGUUUGUUGGUGUUGGGAACAUUCUAAAGAGCCGUCUCGACACAGAUAUGCUCUGUGGACACCCCAAGAAGUUCUUCCUCGAAUCCUUGAUUUGGAUCCCUGGCGAUGAUGGAGGCAAGAGGCGCCAUCUACCCGACAUACCAAGCUGGAGCUGGGCGUCGUGGGAGGACGGCGUCGAAUGGACCGAGCAGCGGGCCAUCGGCAUCGACACAUACCUGGCCGGUAGCUCGUGCGCAAAAGCGGGUGUUGUGGAUUUCUUCAUAUCGGAUCCAAAGUCCGGACUCGAGAAGAUUGUGCACCGAGAUUUGCCCCUGAGUUACGUAAGAAAGCAAUGCCGAUGGUGGGCUCUUGCCGUCAUCAAGAACACAGACCCUAAGUGGUGGCCGCACUCGAUCGACGCGGAAGACAGAUCAAAAGAUGUCCCAGAGGAUGCAGUGGAUCUUGUCGCCGGGCAGUGUCGUGAUAUUGCCGUCCGCAAUCACUGCGAGCUGUCCAACAAGCACCUGCUGCCGCGGACCGAGUCCCUCACCGACCUCUCGGAGGGCGACCGUAUGCAGACUGCAUUCCGUGUCCUGGAAGAGCACGAGACUGUCUAUUGGUGGCCGCCUCUGAGCACCGAAUCUAAAGACGAGCAGGAACGCCUAGCCAAGCUUGACGAGAACGCUUGUUCCUUGGCCACCAGCAUACCGAAUGCUCUGGUUUUCAACACGUCAUUUGCACGUCUGCUCGUUAAACCUACCGGGAUCUCCCGGUUCUUCAUACCGCCUCGAAGAAGACGCACAGCAUACUCUAUCAACACACGAGACGGAGAGACCGUCGGAAUCACCAUGCGAAUGCACCUGGGGCUGGCGGAUGAUCUCUUCAACGCAGAGCCAGAGAAACAGCACGCCGUCUUCGUCCUCGGUGUUGGGACAGCCAAGAGACAGAUGCGUAAGACAGGAGAGGACAAAGUUUCGACUGCGAGACUUUGUGAGUGGUACGAAUGGGUCUUGUUGGUAAUGAUCGCGGAUGAAGACGAGAAAGGAGUAUUCCAGCGCAUGGCCAUCGGUGCCGUGUAUCCUGAUGUAUGGGUGAAGACGCAGCCAGAGUGGAGGACCGUUGUACUCGCAUAG